AUGCCCCGGCCUUCUGUCAAUCUUGAUCCUUACCAGGAGGAAAUUACUAGGCUUGUCAAUUCGAAUUACACUAAUGAGGAUAUCUGUGCCUUCUUGCUAAAUACGCGGCGAGAUGCAUGGGGUCUUCGUACUCCACGGGCUUACCUCCCUAAGGGCACUCCUGAUGAGAUUAGUCGCAAUCAGGUAGUAUAUGACCUUCUUCAGCUAUCGUUGGAUACGCAUGAGAUCCUUCGUCUCUUACAAAAGAUGGGGAUACCAUCAUCUGAACGCUCUCUUUGUCGUAUACGGCAAAAGCUUGGUGUUAGGCUUCGUGUUAACGAUACUGCUGAGCGUGUUGCUCAGGAGAGAGCUAUUGAGAAGAUUCUUACUGCAGAGGACCAGAUUGGAGAUAUUGAUGGAUAUGGCCGGCGUUUACAGCAGAUUCACCUACGCAGCCAGGGAGUUUUCAUUGCAAGAGAUCGCGCCUAUGAAAUCUACCGAACUAUCAAUCCAGAUGCGAUUGAAGACCGCCGAUCUGGUCUCCAACGUCGCCGAGGGGCCUAUAUAUGUGAUGGGCCUAAUGCAAUUUGGCAUCUCGAUGGCUAUAUGAAGUUAGAACCUUUUGGUAUUGAAAUCUACGCAGCAAUUGAUGGCUACUCUCGAUAUGUUACAUGGAUAUAUAUUGGGAUAUCUGCACGUACUGCCGCGAUGGAAUCUAUUCAAAGCAAUGCAUUCCUGAGCAGGCUCCAGGAGGAUGUGGCAGAAUGGGAUCCUGCUGAAUAUCUUCCACCUUCUACACUAGCUUAG
Messenger RNA from Penicillium daleae, 786 nucleotides. RefSeq lists its product as uncharacterized. The record is from RefSeq and is a predicted model, not a curated record. The transcript is spliced from 5 exons. NCBI's taxonomy places the organism in Eukaryota, Fungi, Ascomycota, Eurotiomycetes, Eurotiales, Aspergillaceae. Bases 1 to 786 code for a protein of 261 amino acids.